AUGAGUAGCAGCAUGGCUUAGCUUGUCUUCUGAUAUAUUUAGAGAUAUUUGCACUAAAAAUGGACACACGUGCAUCCAUCACGGACGGUCAAAGCUCCCAAACUUUCCUGACUGGUCUGAUGUCUUUUUGCGUCGAAUCAGUCACCACCUGCUUCUCUCAUGACGCAGACAAACUUUGCGUCCCCGUCGGUCUGACUUUUGCCUCCGCGCUGCUCUUGCUGCUGUCAUGUCUUCUGAUCGUGUGUCAAAGGUGCAAACUUGGAGGAGAAAAUACAGCAGAAACCGUCCUGAUCGUCUACUGCUUCCUGGGUGACUUGUGCAGCACAGUGGGAGCGAUUCUGUCCAGACAGCUGCAUAUUCAGAUUUUAAUGAGCGCUUUUGCUUCUGCUAUGGAUGCUCUGAAUUGUAUUUUGUGCUGCUUCCAAGUUGUCCUGUGUUGGAACUCCAAAACAGAAAGGAGGCUGAGGAUGAUGAAGAGGCGGAGGAGACAGCAUCUUCUAGCAGUGUGUGUGCUGAUGGUGGUUGCUGGAGGUUUUCUCAGGGCCAGUCAGCCUCCAGCGUUCAUUCCUCUCCGACAGAGGAGGCUGUUACAUGUGUCUCUGCAAGGCUCCAGUUGGAGUCCUUUAAUGGACAACACUGAACUCUUGGGUUACAUACUCGGCCUGCUGUCCUUUGCCAUCGCCUGCAGCUCCAGGUUUCCUGCACUCCGUAGAGCAUGUAGAGGACAGAUGUUGACCCGGGCUAACAUCUUCUCUGGGCUGUGUUGCUCACUGGCUGGUGUCCUCUACACAGCUGCCAUACUCCUCUACGACACUCACUUUGGGUUUCUUAUGAGAGUCCUGCCGUGGCUCCUGUCGUCAAUCAGUUGUGUUGGCCUGGACCUUCUUAUUGUAGGCACUUAUUGUUGUAAGAGACAAAGCAGGCAGCAGCCUGUGAGCCUUUCUUCAGACAUGGAGAGACUUUUAGGUGGUUCAGGCCUCCACACUGAGGAUAACGCUGUCAUGAAAAGACACAGAAAACAGAACAUUCGUUCCUCUGCACCAACAAGAACAAAAAAUGUCCAGAAGAUGGCAGAGAUGGGUCAUUACAUGGAUGUCCACGUUCAACCUCCGAGAGCAAUGUCCCUGAAGGACGUGACCUUGUCAAAGCAGCAGGUGGAGGAUGGGCCUCUCAACAGGAUGGUGCGAGUGAUCAGAGCUGGCAGUUUCUGCUCCACAGAUACAUCCUAUGACUCCUCAGUGGUCAGCUCUGAUCUGGAGUGGGAUUUUGAGGCAGCAAACACACAGUGGAGGGAACCUACAGCAAAACAACACCAGGGGGAUGAGUUUCCCCUGCAGGAGUGGCCAACAAACCCCAAACCCUUCGAUGCCUGCAUGCGCUCCAUGUCUGAGAAAACUCCAGGAGAGGGCAGCCCUGUUGUAACCUCUGUUAAAUGAACUCUCCUUCACACACAUGUGGAGCAUUAAUUUGAGAAUAAAUAAAAAGUGCAAAUAUUG
Molecule: messenger RNA, 1496 nt
Organism: Acanthochromis polyacanthus (spiny chromis)
Lineage: Eukaryota; Metazoa; Chordata; Actinopteri; Pomacentridae
Gene: tmem44
Product: transmembrane protein 44
Exons: 10
Coding region: 60-1436 (458 amino acids)
Source: RefSeq, a predicted model, not a curated record